Messenger RNA from Lactuca virosa, 591 nucleotides. The record is from the annotation of a GenBank genome assembly. Lineage: Eukaryota; Viridiplantae; Streptophyta; Magnoliopsida; Asterales; Asteraceae.
AUGGGUUAUACUCAAAAGACCGAGACAUGGAACAUGAGUAGCUCCCAAAAAACAGCAGUGACAUUUAAUAGGUUCGGAAAACCAGUAGGAGAUGAAGGAAAUGAAGUUGUACAAUACCUUGGGACACUUGUGAGGAUGACUAAUCAUGUUGGAAUAGAUAAUGAUGAUUGGAGGAAGAUCCCUAUACAGAUAAAAGAAGAUAUGUAUUCUAUGGUUAAGGCUUCCCUAGAAGCCAUUGAAAGAGACUCCUCAAGUACCCUAGGAUCUGUAGAUGAUUUUUCAAAUGAUGACUACUCUAAAGUUAAAGGUCUAGAAAAAAAAGGGUAUAUUAGAUGUGUUGGAAGGAUGUCGAACGUAAAAAAGAAGGUUGUUUCUUGUUCUACUGGUCCAAGUGUUGAACAACUAAAAACCAUGGUGAAGGUUAUGGUUAAUAUCAUCCAAGAACAUAUCCCAAAUGCAAACUUGUCUAGAAUUCUUAGCAAUAUGAACAUACAGAUGCCAUGUAUCACUUCUACAAUUCAACGCAACUCUAAUUCAGUCAACCGAAGAUCAUCUCUGAAAGUCAUCAUAAUGAUGGUAAUCAUUUCAUGA